AUGGCUGGGGCGAGGCGCACUCCUGCGUUGGCGGGGACCUUUGUUUCUGCGGAGCCGGAGAUAAAAUUUGCACCCGAGACUACGGCGCUGGAGACUAGUGCUUCGACGCGGGUCUUAGAGGCAGUGUUUACGAUGGUCGGGGGUAAAGCAGAGGAAUCUGCGCCGGUGAGGGUGGCUUUUAGGACUCCAGUGAAAGCUGGAGUGAUCGAGGAGUGA
This is a messenger RNA of Penicillium lagena, 216 nucleotides long. RefSeq lists its product as uncharacterized. The transcript has a single exon. The record is from RefSeq and is a predicted model, not a curated record. NCBI's taxonomy places the organism in Eukaryota, Fungi, Ascomycota, Eurotiomycetes, Eurotiales, Aspergillaceae. The coding region runs from base 1 to 216 and encodes 71 amino acids.